AUGAGCGGCCCGCCUGUUGUUCCUCCCGGGAACUCAAGUGCUCUCGUUACUAGUGCUGUCGAGUACCUGAGACUGACUUCGUUCAAAUUCCAGUUUAUCUCGUCCCGCGGCAACGAAUACUUCUGCGAAAUCGACGAGGAAUACCUGACCGAUCGCUUCAACUUGACUGGACUCAACACGGAGGUGCAGUACUACCAGUAUGCCCUCGAUCUGAUCACAGACGUCUUCGACCUUGAUGCGGACGAUGAGCUCCGUGAGCAGAUCGAGAAGUCUGCGCGUCACCUCUACGGUUUGGUGCACGCGAGAUACAUUGUGACUACGAGAGGUCUGGCUAAGAUGCUUGACAAGUAUAAGAAAGGCGACUUUGGAAAGUGCCCGCGUGUCGCGUGCGAACAACACCCUCUCCUCCCCAUGGGACUUUCCGACCUUCCCAACGUCAAGACCGUCAAGCUCUAUUGCGCCAAGUGCGAGGAUAUCUAUAACCCCAAGUCAUCUCGUCAUGCCUCGAUCGACGGCGCGUAUUUCGGCACUUCUUUCCACAACAUCCUGUUCCAGGUCUAUCCGUCUCUGAUCCCUGAGAAGAGCAUUCGUCGUUACGAGCCGCGUGUCUUUGGCUUCCGCGUCCAUGCCGCUGCAGCUCUCGCUCGCUGGCAGGACCGUCAACGCAGUGAGAUGAAAGCUCGUCUCCGCGCAGCUGGCGUUGAACCCGGAUUCGCUGAGGAAAGCGACGAGGAAGAUGAGGAGCUGGAAGACGACGAGGACAAGCCCAGCAGCAAGGACAGCAAGGUUCUGGGCGACACCGCUUCUGGCCGCAUGGAUCUCGGUAAUUGA
Molecule: messenger RNA, 831 nt
Organism: Paecilomyces variotii
Lineage: Eukaryota; Fungi; Ascomycota; Eurotiomycetes; Eurotiales; Thermoascaceae
Product: casein kinase II beta 2 subunit
Exons: 2
Coding region: 1-831 (276 amino acids)
Cellular component (GO): cytoplasm; protein kinase CK2 complex
Molecular function (GO): protein kinase regulator activity
Source: RefSeq, a predicted model, not a curated record